UUUUCGUCUAUAGGAAAGUGUGAGGCUUCAUUAAAGGCCUAGUCACGGUCCGCGGCUUCGGGAACCUGCAAUGUUAAAUGAUAACAGAAUUACCUGAAAAAACUCAGCAGGUCUGGCAGCAUCGGCGGAGAAGAAAAGAGUUGACGUUUCGAGUCCUCAUGACCCUUCGACAGAACUGUUAAAUGAUGGUUAGAAAGAAAUAAACGCAAUAGUUUGUUUGCCAUCGGAACGCAGGAAUAAAGUAUUUGAUAUGAGAAUCAGUCUACUCGCUUAUGGAGGAGACAGUCAAAUCAAGUAUAUUCAGACCACUGUUAUAAAUGUGGAAAAACACUUUGGUGAGUUGUGCAGCUUAUUUGCCGCCUAUGCACGGAAAACUGCAAGACUACGUGAUAAGGCUGACCUCCUGGUUAAAGAAUUCCGAGAGUACUCCAAUACAGAAACUCCUAAUUUAAAAUAUGGUCUGAGUGGCUUUGCAGAUCACCUUGCUUUAAUUCAAGAUUAUCGACAUGCACAGGUUGAAAGGCUAGAAGCUAAAGUUGUUGAACCUAUGAAGAAGUAUGGUUCAAUUGCCAAGCUGAAAAAGGAAGACCUCAAGGUUGCUUCUGGUGCUAUAAGACGUGAAUCAAGGCAAAUUGCCCAUGUGGAGAGAAUGCGUCAGAGGAAUCCUUCUGACCGACAAAUUGUUACACAGGCCGAAUCUGAAUUACAGAGGGUCACAAUGGAUGCCACUCGAAUUUCGCGACAGCUGGAAGAAACCAUUGAUGACUUUCAAGAAGAAAAAAUUAAGGAUAUUAAGAAGAUUUUUGGAGACUUCAUCACAAUUGAAAUGGCAUUCCACGCAAAAGCUUUAGAAGUAUACAGCAAUGCAUAUCAGCAUAUACAGAAUAUUGAUGAAGAGGCAGAUAUGGAGAUUUUCAGAAACACACUUCAUUUGCAAGACAGCCAGCCUCGCCUAAGCAUAGUGUCUGCUAAUUCUGUAAACACCAUGAAUGGAGUAGACUCAGCUCUACGUAUGUCAGGAUCUUCUAAGCACCACGCUCCAUUAUGUAAAAAAGAUAUUCAAGAGGAUGAUGAUGAUGAUGAAGAAGAGGAGGAAGAGGAGGAGGAAGAGGAUGAUGACUGAGAAUGACAACAAUGCUGCACAUUUUUUUGAUAAUCGGAUCGUUAUUUCUGUGUAUGGUAUAUUUGUUUUAUAAUCUUCAUUUAUGUAAACCUGUCCAGCCUUACAAGAAAUUUGAGUUGUUUUGCACAUUUGACACUGCCAAACACUAUUUUUAUUUUCUGUUAUAUGUAAACAGUUAAGUUGUUUUAACAGAAGGAUUUAGGAGGACCUGUUACUACAUACACAACACUUAAGUGAAAGUUCAUCUGACUGCAAUGUAAUUAAUAUUCAUAAUGCACAAUGUGCAAUUGUUUACAUUCUAAAGCUGAUAUGCAUCUUGUAUAGCAAAGGUACUAGGAACUGCCAGUUAGCUGUACAAAAUUUGAUUGUACAUGUAAUACACAAAAGCUUGUUUUCUAUGCCUGCAUCGAUGACGAAAGUGAGCAUAUAGUUGCCUUUUUAUUAAAUCAGUGGGUGGAAAAUUAUGGCUACCAUUAUUUUAAAUUUGUUUUCAGGAUGUAGGCAUCACUUGAUAAGCCUAGCAUUUAUUACCCAUCUGUAGUUAUUCUGAAAAGGUGGUAUUCUUUGUAAUAAUUCAAUAAAACUGGAUGGCUUGUUUCAGAGAGCAGUUAAAAAUGAACUAGAUUGGUACAUGUUGGUUUAAAGACCAAACUGGGUAAAAAUGAUGGGUUUCCUUCCCAUUUGUGUUUUUAUUUUACAACAAUUUUAGCUUCAUUGCCACUUUUAUACAUAAAACCAAUCAGCUUUUUAUUCCCCAUUUUUCAAAACAAUUCAAAUUUGCAAACUGCUAUGAACUCAUGUUCUCUGAAUUAUUUGUCCAGGCCUCUGGAUUGCUAUUUCAGUAAAAUAACUACUAUGCCACCAUACCUCCUGUUUGGAUAACGUGUAAAAAUCUGUGACCUACAAAGUAAUUGAAGCUUCAAAGAAUUCUAUUUUAACUUUUAUUUUGUACUUUCCUAACAUAAUUGGAAGUCAUUAAUAGAGCUGUGUAAGUUUUCCAUUAAGAUUACUGCCUAAUGCUUCAGCUGACUAGGGAAAUAGCCGAUUUUUAUCACUAUUUCCCCUCCCUUGGUGGUAUAUUGUAAACAACUGGGGUUUCAUGGGGGUGAAAUUCAUAUUGUGUUGUAGUGCUAGAGAAUCAGCAGCAGUUUAAACACCACAGAAUUUCUUUUUCAUUAAAGUGAAGGGCAAAGAAAAAUUGGACAAGGCAGGGCUUAAAAGUGGAAAAUGCCUCUCGGGACAGGUAUGUUAGUUAAGCUCUCUUCCAUGCUGGAAAACCUUUGUUCAUGGCUUUAAAAAUACCCCUAUUCCCAAGGAAAAUAACUGCCACAAUGCCUGUACUAUCUGCAGAGUGCCAUCACCAGUUUGUGGUGAACUAUUUUGAAUGGUAAAGCAACAUAAUUCAAGUCAGGCAGCAGUCAUAUACUAUAUUAAACUCCAACUGCUUUACAAUUGGAUAUUUGUAGUUUCUGUUAUAUGGUUAAAUUUACCUGGUGUUAAACAGGAGAACAAAAUUUGUGCUUCCUUCAUUUUUUCAGGUGACUUUAUUUAUGCCUUUAACAUAGCAGAAUAAUAACAAACAACUCAAACUGUU
This is a messenger RNA of Carcharodon carcharias (great white shark), 2717 nucleotides long. RefSeq names its product CBY1 interacting BAR domain containing 1 (gene cibar1). NCBI's taxonomy places the organism in Eukaryota, Metazoa, Chordata, Chondrichthyes, Lamniformes, Lamnidae. The record is from RefSeq and is a predicted model, not a curated record. Gene Ontology annotation, biological process: cilium assembly. Gene Ontology annotation, cellular component: ciliary basal body; ciliary transition zone. The coding region runs from base 251 to 1123 and encodes 290 amino acids. The transcript has 9 exons.